This is a messenger RNA of Periophthalmus magnuspinnatus, 839 nucleotides long. RefSeq names its product NEDD8 ubiquitin like modifier, like (gene nedd8l). Gene Ontology annotation, molecular function: protein tag activity; ubiquitin protein ligase binding. The coding region runs from base 133 to 396 and encodes 87 amino acids. The record is from RefSeq and is a predicted model, not a curated record. Gene Ontology annotation, cellular component: cytoplasm; nucleus. Gene Ontology annotation, biological process: protein neddylation; modification-dependent protein catabolic process; regulation of proteolysis. Lineage: Eukaryota; Metazoa; Chordata; Actinopteri; Gobiiformes; Gobiidae. The transcript has 4 exons.
UUUGACGGCUUCGCUUCGGGCGGGAAUAUUGUUUGAGCUGCACAGGAAGUGAACUCAACCGGCCAAGCAGAUCAUCCACUGUUUUGUUAUCACACAUUUAUAUGCUUUUAGAACCUAUAGACUUAAUUCAAGAUGUUAAUUAAAGUUAAGACUCUCACUGGAAAGGAAAUUGAGAUUGACAUAGAGCCAACAGAUAAGGUGGAACGAAUUAAAGAAAGGGUGGAGGAAAAGGAAGGAAUCCCACCUCAACAACAAAGACUCAUUUACAGUGGAAAACAGAUGAACGAUGAAAAGACCGCGGCAGACUAUAAGAUCCAAGGUGGCUCGGUGCUCCAUCUCGUGUUGGCAUUGAGGGGAGGAGUGUACAGGCCUUGCUUACCCACAUCUAUGUCCUGAGUUACUGUCUUCACUAGCAAAAAAGCCUGUACAUUGCAAGUCAUUUUGCAACACAAAGAUCUGGAAAUGAUGCACUCCUGGUCCAAAACCAUACAAUGUCACCCAUAAACAUGGACAUACUAAUUCUUUAUACAUUUUUUGUAACCUACAUUCUUAAUUUGAAACAGUCAUGCAGGAAGGCAACAUGCAGAACAAAUCUAAGAAAACUGUGCUUUUGCUCGUGAAUAAAUGGUUGAGUUGGAAAAAGUCUCUUUCAAUUAACACAUUUAAAACCAACACAUUUAAGUCAAAACGGGAAGUUUAUUAGAAAACAACAAUCGAUCUACGCUAGUAACACAUUGCCCCUGGGUUCAAAAUAAUGUACACUAGUAUGUAGAUUGGACAAAAUUAUUUUUGAGCUAUGUCAGCAACUUCUGUGAAUAAUAAAAAUGGAACAUUCUCGA